ACGUCACUGGUAGCCACGCUGCCUACUAUUUCUGGAAGGGGCAGUGAAUGAAACUCUGACGAAAUAUUCCCACAACAUUACGCUUUCAUUGUUUUUUCCCUGAGCAGCAAUGUUUACUAAACUAUUAUCUGUAAACAACAACGUUUUCAAAUGUUUGAAAACUCUCCAAGUCCGCUCUGCUCGAGGCUUUAGCAUUGGAGCUUCGUGUCUCGGUUCAGUGAGUUUAAAGGGUCGCAGCUGUCUCACUCUGAAAGACUUCAGCUCAGAUGAAAUCAAGAGGCUGCUGUGGGUGUCUGCAGAUCUGAAACAUCGGAUCAAACAUGAAAAACAGUAUCUUCCUCUUCUGCAAGGAAAGUCCAUUGCUAUGAUAUUUGAGAAGAGGAGCACCAGAACAAGAAUGUCCACAGAGACAGGUUUUGCUUUGCUUGGCGGACACCCCUGUUUCCUCACCUCUCAGGACAUCCACCUGGGCGUCAAUGAGAGCAGCACAGACACAGCAAGGGUUCUCUCAGGUCUCUGCGAUAUUGUCUUGGCUCGCGUAUACAGCCACUCCACGCUGGAGGAGCUGGAUAAGGAGGCCUCCAUCCCCAUCAUCAACGGCCUCUCUGACCUCUACCACCCAAUCCAGAUUCUGGCUGACUUCCUUACUUUACAGGAGCAUUAUGGGUCCCUCAGUGGACUAACAGUGAGCUGGAUUGGAGAUGGGAACAACGUCCUGCACUCCUUUAUGAUGUCUGCAGCUAAAUUGGGAGUUCAUCUUAAGAUUGCUACCCCAAAGGGGUAUGAGCCAGACAGGAGUGUUCUUCAAGAGGCACAAAGACUCUCCAGAGAGCAUGGGACCCAGCUUGUUCUGACCUCUGACCCGAGGGAGGCUGCAACCGGCAGCGAUGUUUUGGUUACCGACACCUGGGUCAGCAUGGGACAGGAAGAAGAGAAGAAAAAGAGACUUAAUGACUUUAAAGGUUACCAGAUUACAAUGCAGACAGGAAGUGUGUCCAAACCAGACUGGACCUUCCUGCAUUGUCUCCCUCGGAAAAUGGAGGAGGUAGAUGACGAGGUAUUCUACUCAUCCCGCUCCCUCGUCUUCCCCGAGGCAGAGAACAGAAAGUGGACAAUCAUGGGUCUGAUGGUGUCUCUUCUGACUGACUACACUCCACAGAUGCCUAUGCUCAAGUUUUAACUUCAGCUCCAAGGUGGAGUCUUACUCGUCUGUCCUGAUGUAUGACAGUCCUGAUGUAGCUGCCUCUGUAAAGUUUAAUGUCAGAUUUUACUUAUUGAUAGCACCAUCACAACGCUACAUGGGUUACCACAAAAUAACAGUGUUUACAUUGUUUAAGUCACUUUAUGUUUUAGAGCAUGGAUACCAUUGUUUGCUUUGUUCAGCUGUUCAGUUAUAGGUCAAAAUUAUCUGUUUACAUUCUACUUUUAAUGUGAUAAGGGGCGAGGAUUACAACGUGUGUGAGUUUUACAGUGGAAAUAUGUUUGACAUGUGUUACUGACAAGGAAAAAGAUUACUGAGCUUUUCCUCUACUUGCAUAAUGUUGUCGUGACUUCUCUACGAUCUCCAAGCGCACUGAAAAUUUGAAGGAGAAAAUGCGGUCGGUCCUAGCUGACUCCUUGCAGUCUCUACAUGGCAUUAACACAGCCACUGUAACUCCAACAUGAAGUUACAUUUUUAAGGAAAUGCCCAUUGGUCACUGUGCCUAAGCCCAGUAAAUGCACAAGUAUAAAUCCAGCUUUACAGCCAAAAUCUUUGUUCACAUCACCCUGGUGACCCAGUAAUCUAAGACAUAUACCAAAGUAUACCCCUCUCUCCUCACCUGUUUGCCUCUGUUGUAUACUAUCUAAUAAAAGCUAAAUGCCAAAAAUGUGUUUUUUAAAAAAGACAUUGUAUAUAAUUAUGUACGUUGCGUAUCAGUUGUUAAGUUCAGAUUGGUUUUUCAAGUGAGUACUGUAUCACCAUGGGGUGUUAAAUGCUUUAGAAAAUGGACAAAACACUGGCAUCAUAGAUGUCCUAAAGCAGUGGUUCUCAAAUGGUGUGUCAUGGGAUUUUGUGAUAACCACACAUUGUUAUUAUAAUAGCAUAGCAUAUUAUAGCAAUAUUCAACUAGGCCUAUAGAAAAAGUUAGGAAUUAAUUUUUAAUUGACUUUAUCAGUAUUUUGUGUGCACCCAUUUUCUAAUAAAGAGGCAAACUCUGACUAUAAACUGUAAUUUCAUUGAAUUUAAUUUAAAAAAUCUUCACAGGGAACCUAUUUGUUGCCAUUGACAUGUGGGAAUUACAAGUGUAAAGCCCUGGUUGGCAGCCAGUGUGAGGGAUGAUAACAUUUAAAAGGAGAAAGCCGUGAAUGGGACAAUGGAUCGUUUUAUUGUACAGAGCAAAUUACAACUUAGCACCAGUGAAGACGACCUACCACUGAAAGAAAAGAGAAAAAAAAAACUGGCAAAACCUACCUGUCUGAUUUUUUUCUUAUUUAUAUUGCCUUCUGUGGUGAUAAGAGUGAUGACAUGUUAUAGUCUUAAAGUAAAAGAAAUUUGUGUUGUCAGAUUAAUCCAGUUAAGAGGAUUUUUAUAUCCUUUUUAAGUCUGAAUGUAUACAAAUGUGCCUUUGACAUCAUGCUCUUCACUUUUAUAAUACUACUUAUGAGUUUUUGUAUUGUUCAGUUUACAUCAGAAUACAUCUAAAACUGUAUUGUUUGCAUUCAGAAUAUAAAAUAUGUUUUAAAGGGCAGAAUCCCACAAUAUAUCACAAUCUGGCACCCUCUCAAAUCACACCUUGCACAAAGUACACUUCCUGAGUUGUAACCCACUCUUCUACAAUAAUAUGAGUUAUUGAGUGAGACAAGGGUAAUGGAUAAGGGAAUAGAAGGAGUUAAGGAAGUUCUGUAUUUAGACUUAGUUUCCCUGUUUUUAAUUUUUAUUAUUUUCCCCCCCUGUAUUUACUUUAUGUGCAUUUAAUCCACAUAUGUUUUGUCCUGUUUACAUGUUCAUGCUCAUGUUUUCCUGCAUCUGUGAGCUUAUUAUUCCUAUGUUAUUUUCUGUAAAAUGAAAUGAGGGCUGACACUGCAACAUGAUAUAUGUAAUUUUAUCUUUGGCUCAAUAAAAUAUACCU
This is a messenger RNA of Epinephelus moara (kelp grouper), 3110 nucleotides long. RefSeq names its product ornithine transcarbamylase (gene otc). The record is from RefSeq and is a predicted model, not a curated record. The coding region runs from base 110 to 1180 and encodes 356 amino acids. Lineage: Eukaryota; Metazoa; Chordata; Actinopteri; Perciformes; Serranidae. Gene Ontology annotation, cellular component: mitochondrion. Gene Ontology annotation, molecular function: amino acid binding; ornithine carbamoyltransferase activity. Gene Ontology annotation, biological process: L-citrulline biosynthetic process. The transcript is spliced from 10 exons.